UAAAUAAGAUUUAUAAUCAAAGGAACAUUAGAGACCUCUGUGAUUACUGUGAAAAUUAAAUAUCGACUAUGUUUUUAACACGAAGUGAAAUGUGCAUCUGUUAAUUGAAGAUAUUAAACAUUUUCAAUAUGAAUACCAAUGUUAUAAUAAAAGGUCAUAAAAAGCGCAAUCAGAAAUUUGAUAUAUUUCCAAAAAAAAGAAAAAUAAAUUCAUAUGAUCCUACGGAAGAAGCUAGGUUGGAAAAGAUAGUUUUUGGAGAUGCAAGUGAUGUCAUAAAUAAUUUACCAGAUGAAAAUUAUAUUGAAGAAACAAAUGGAAACACGAUUGCACACCCAUAUAAUGCAGAUAAUGUAGAAGCUAAUGAAAAUAUAUCUUCUAAGAGUUCUGAUGAAGAUUCAGAUGAACAGACAGAGAAAAAAAAAGUAGUCUGGGUAGAUGAUGAUGAUGCGCAUUAUACCGUAGAAGCGGCAUUAAAUAUUCAAAAUCGCAAGUUACCCAGCAAAAGGCCAGAGAAGUUUUAUACAGAAUUUUUAGAGAAUAAAUACAAACAUUUUGUAGGUACUCCAAAAUGGGCAGAAAUUGAUAGAGUUCAAGAAAAUUUUGAUGAUACGGAUUAUGAAAUCCUGAAGCAUAGUUCUCAUUUAGAAACGCCACGAAUGAAGAGAUUGCCAAAGGGAACUAUCGAUAUUAAAGCCUUGAAAUCAAUAAAUCAGCAGACAUUUAACGAAGGCCCUGUAAUAUCAAGUUUGGAAUUCCAUCCAACCUCUACAUUAGCUCUUGUUGCUGGUUCAUCCGGUAUUUUAUCUCUUUUUCAGAUUGAUGGUAUAGAGAACAACAAAUUAUAUAGUAUGCAAUAUAAGAAGUUUCCAAUUAGUAAAGCAAAAUUUCUUAAAGAAGGAACAGAAGUUCUAUCAGGAUCUCAAUUUUACUCAUAUUGCCAUUCUUAUAAUUUGAUUAGUGGAAAAACUUAUAAGAUACCAUUACCACAUGGUAUUACUAAUAUGAAGAAAUAUGAAGUAUCACCUGAUGGUCGAUUGAUAGCACUGUGUGGAAGAGCAGGUGAAAUUUAUCUAUUAACAAGUUCUUCCAAAGAACUUAUUGGUACUCUAAAUAUGAAUACAAAAUGUCGAACAGUUUCAUUUACUCCUGACAAUAAAACACUCAUAACACACGGAGAUGACAAUGAAAUGUAUAUUUGGGACAUAAAAAGUCGAACAUGUAUACAUCGUGCAGUGGAUGAUGGAUGCUUGUCUUGUUCAGUUACUGCAAUAUCUCCGAACGGUCAAUUUUUAGCUACUGGUAGUAGGGAAGGAGUAGUUAAUUUGUAUGACAUAAAUACAGUACUAAAAGAAAAAAUUCCAGCACCACUUAAAACGAUUUUCAAUCUUGUUACUUCUAUUACUGGAUUGAAAUUUAAUCCUACAUCAGAGAUAUUAGCCAUGGCUUCCGAUAAAAAGGCAAAUGCUUUUAAAAUGUUACAUUUGCCAUCGUUUAACGUAUUUUCAAAUUUUCCCACAUUUCAAACAACAAUGUCAAUGCCCUCUGCUAUUGAUUUUUCUCCUAGUAGUGGUUACUUAGGUGUAUCGAAUAGAUCACAUAGAGCAUUUUUAUACAGAUUGAAACAUUAUGGAAAUUAUUAAGCGUUUCUUUUGUAAAAAUUUUCUAAAUACAUAAUCGAUAUAAAUUUUACAAAGAUAUUUAGUAAAUUAAAUUUUUAUAAACAUUCAAAUCUUAUCAUCUAUAUUUUGUAUUUGCUGAUCCUGUACAUACCAUUGCUAUAUUUUUUUUUAGCCUAAUUAUAAAUACAUUUCCAAAUAUACGGUGGGUAAAAGUAAAUUAUUAAUUUUAUAUGUACAAGAGUAUGUACAAAAUGUAAUUUAAAAUUAGAUUUCUUUAUCACUAUAUAUAAAUAAUGGUACGAAAUUUUUUAUCGUUUUUUCUGUGAAAUAUAAAAAAGUAAUGUGUAUGAACUUUGAAUAUAAAUAUGUGUAAUCAGUAAAUAUAUAUUCAAAUCAUAUGUUUAUCAAUUCUAUUUUCAGUACAUAAAACUAUAUAAAGAUAAUAAAAAAAAAUAAUAGAAUAUAGUACUUUAUUCUAUACUCUGUCUAUUCAUAAAUUUUUAAGGAAAAAAAAAAAAAUUGGAUAAUCCUAAAUACAACGUAAAGAUAGUGUUAUAGCUAUUCACAAUACGUUGUUUGUAAAAAACAGAUGUGCACAUUAAGUUCUUUUUUCAGGGGGAAAAAAAAAAACAUUGUUUAAGUUACAAAAGUUAUCUUGUUUGUAGAAAUCUCUAGAAUACUAUAAGCUGUUGUACAUGUUUACCAAUAAUCAGGAUAAAGAAAAUGAUGGGUUUAUAUCAGACUUAAAAAAAUAACUUAAUCAUUAUUGCCUCAUUAAAUCAUACUUAAAUUAUAUUCAAAA
Messenger RNA from Vespa crabro (European hornet), 2421 nucleotides. RefSeq names its product U3 small nucleolar RNA-associated protein 18 homolog (gene wcd). The transcript has 8 exons. Gene Ontology annotation, biological process: rRNA processing. The record is from RefSeq and is a predicted model, not a curated record. Gene Ontology annotation, cellular component: small-subunit processome; Pwp2p-containing subcomplex of 90S preribosome. Gene Ontology annotation, molecular function: protein binding. Bases 129 to 1640 code for a protein of 503 amino acids. Lineage: Eukaryota; Metazoa; Arthropoda; Insecta; Hymenoptera; Vespidae.